Messenger RNA from Anthostomella pinea, 2544 nucleotides. The record is from the annotation of a GenBank genome assembly. Lineage: Eukaryota; Fungi; Ascomycota; Sordariomycetes; Xylariales; Xylariaceae.
AUGACGUACGAUCCUGAGAUAUUUGAAGUCUCUCCUAUACAGCUUGAUAAGCUCGUCAUCUCACAACUGGGCUCGUUGGCCCAGAAGCGCCUUGCGAGAGGUGUCAAGCUGAACCAUACAGAGGCCACGGCUCUCAUCGCCAACAACCUCCAGGAGCUCAUCCGGGAUGGCCAACACACGGUCGCCGACCUGAUGAGCAUCGGGUCGACGAUGCUGGGCCGCCGGCACGUCCUCCCCUCCGUCGUGAGCACGCUCAACGAGAUCCAGGUCGAGGGCACGUUCCCGACGGGCACGUACCUGGUCACGGUGCACAACCCCAUCGCGACCGACGACGGCGACCUCGCCAAGGCGCUCUACGGCAGCUUCCUGCCCGUGCCCGACGCGGCCCUGUUCCCGCCCGCGCCGGCCUCGGCCUACGAGGCCGCGGCGCAGCCCGGCGCCGUUGUCGUCGUAAAGGGGCGCGUGACCCUCAACGAGGGCCGACGCCGCAUGCGCCUGGUCGUCACGAGCCGCGGCGACCGCCCCGUCCAGGUCGGCUCGCAUUAUCACUUCGUCGAGACGAACCCGCAGCUCGAGUUCGACCGACGCGCUGCGUACGGGUUCCGCCUUGACAUCCCCGCCGGCACCUCGGUGCGCUUCGAGCCUGGCGAUGCCAAGACGGUCACACUGGUCGAGAUCGGCGGGAACCGCGUCAUCCGCGGAGGGAACUCGCUCGCGAGCGGGAAGGUCGACCUCGGGCGUGCGGAUGCUAUUAUUGAGGCCCUGCAGAAGGCGGGCUUUGCGCAUGAGGUCGGCCCGGGCGGCGACGCGGCGUUGCUUGGCGGAGGUGAGGUGCAGGCCGCGACGCUGGAUCGCGCGGCCUACAAGACGAUGUUCGGGCCCACGACGGGCGACCGCGUGCGGCUCGGUGCCACGGACAUCUGGAUCAAGGUCGAGCGGGACCUCACGGUGUACGGCGACGAGUGCAAGUUCGGUGGCGGCAAGACGCUGCGCGAGGGCAUGGGCCAGAUGACGGGGUGUCCCGACGCCGAGAGCCUGGACAUGGUGGUCACCAACGCGCUGAUCGUCGACCAUUCGGGUAUCUACAAGGCCGACAUUGGCGUCAAGGACGGGCUGAUCGUGGGGAUUGGCAAGGCGGGAAAUCCGGAUGUGAUGGAUGGGGUGACGCCGAAUAUGAUCGUUGGGAGUUGUACCGAUGUCAUUGCGGGCGAGGGCAAGAUCAUUACGGCGGGUGGGCUGGAUUCGCAUAUUCAUUUCAUCUGCCCUCAGCAGGCGUAUGAGGCUAUUGCAUCUGGUAUUACUACCAUGCUCGGUGGAGGUACUGGACCAAGUGCCGGCACGAGCGCUACGACCUGCACGCCCGGCGCCAACUACAUGCGGCAGAUGCUCCAGGCCUGCGACGAGCUGCCCGUCAAUAUUGGCAUCACAGGCAAGGGCAACGACAGCGCCCCGGGGCCCCUCCGCGAGCAAGUCCUAGCCGGCGCCUGCGGCCUCAAGCUGCACGAGGACUGGGGCACGACACCCGCGGCGAUCGACUCGUGCCUCAGCGUGUGCGACGAGCUGGACGUGCAGUGCCUGAUCCACACGGACACGCUCAACGAGAGCGGCUACGUCGAGUCGACGAUCGCGGCCUUCAAGAACCGCACGAUCCACACGUACCACACGGAGGGCGCGGGCGGGGGCCACGCGCCCGACAUCAUCAGCGUGGUCGAGCACGCCAACGUGCUGCCGUCGAGCACGAACCCGACGCGCCCCUUCACGCGCAACACGCUGGACGAGCACCUGGACAUGCUGAUGGUGUGCCACCACCUCAGCAGGAACAUACCCGAGGACGUGGCGUUCGCCGAGUCGCGCAUCCGAGCCGAGACCAUCGCGGCCGAGGACGUGCUGCACGACCUCGGCGCCAUCAGCAUGAUGUCGUCCGACUCGCAGGCCAUGGGCCGCUGCGGCGAGGUCGUGCUGCGCACCUGGAACACGGCGCAUAAGAACAAGGUGCAGCGCGGCCCGCUGCCCGAGGACGAGGGCUCCGGCGCGGAUAACUUCAGGGUCAAGCGGUAUGUGAGCAAGUACACGGUCAACCCGGCUGUUGCGCAGGGCAUGGGACACCUGGUUGGUAGCGUCGAGGUCGGCAAGUUGGCGGACUUGGUGCUUUGGGAUCCGGCGUGGUUUGGGGCGAAGCCUUUGACUGUUGUUAAGAGCGGCUUGAUUGCUUGGUCGCAGAUGGGCGACCCCAACGCCUCGAUCCCAACCGUGCAGCCGGUGCUAGCGCGCCCCAUGUUCGCGCCCCUGGUGCCGCAGACGAGCGUGCUCUUCGUGUCGCAGGCCAGCAUCGCGUCGGGCGCCGUGGCCUCGUACGGCCUGCGCAAGCGCGUCGAGGCCGUCCGCGGCUGCCGGUCCGUCGGCAAGAAAGACAUGCGGUUCAACGACGCCAUGCCCCGCAUGCGCGUCGACCCCGAGACGUACAGGGUCGAGGCUGAUGGGCGGCUGUGCACGGCGGAGCCGGCGGAGGCGCUGCCGUUGACGCAGGCUUGGUUUGUUUAUUAG